AUGUCGUUCAUGGGGGGAGCCGAGUGCUCCACGGCGGGGAAUCCCUUGAGCCAGUUCCAAAAACACGUUCAAGAUGACAAGACUCUACAGCGAGACCGACUCGUUGGCAGAGGACCUGGAGCCCAGAUGGGCGGCUUUCGAAGCCAGGCUGCCAAUGCACCCCAGGACGAGAUGAUGAAUGGUUUCCUCAAUGGAGCUCCAAAUCUUCAGCAAGAGUUCCCCAUGCAGGCAGGCCCUGCACUGAACCCGGCACAACAGGCUCCGAUGCGUGCCAGCUCAGCGUCGCCGUCAUGGGCACAAGACUUCAACGGUCAGCCCGGCAUGGAGUCGGCUUUCAAGCCUCCUCCCGGAGCUCACUUCUCGUCCGAUGAAUUUGCCCGAUUCCAGCAGUUGAACGGUCAAGCAUCGUCGGCCAGGUCCAGUCCAAUGCAAAGCACAAACAUGUCGAGCCAGAUGCCGCAGCGGCCAAUGAUGGGCGUUGGCAUGAUGAAUAUGGGGAUGGGAUACGGCCAGACCAUGUUCCAGCCCAUGUAUCAGAACCAACCGCUCCAACAUCAACAGCCGCAGCAGCAGCAACAGCCCGAGGGCAAAGGCAAAGGCAAGUUGGUCGAGCUGGAUGACAGCAAAUGGGAGGAGCAGUUUGCGCAGCUCGAGCUGCAGGACCAAGAGGCCGCGAAGCUCAAGGAAAAUGAGCACGACGAGGCCAAUGCCGCCGAGCGGGAGCUUGAUGAGAUUGACAGAGCAAUGCAAUCUGAAACUAAUGAGUUUGGUGACUUCGAAUCCCUUUGGAAAGGAAUCCAAGCUGAGACGGCUGCUGCUAGAUCCCUGGUCAACGACGAGACCUUUUUCGAUCAGUUCGAUACCGAAUGGAGCAACGAGAACAUACCCGCCGACUUCUCCAUGGGAGACUGGGGCCGAUUCGGCGACCCUGUGGUCGAGAGCUACCUGUUUGAACAAGAAAACUUCUUCCGCGACGAAAAGAACGCAUUCGACGAGGGUGUCCGGGUGAUGAAGGAGGGCGGAAACCUGUCGCUUGCCGCCUUGGCAUUCGAGGCCGCGGUGCAGCAGAACCCCAACCACACCGAGGCGUGGGUGUACCUGGGCAAGGCACAGGCUCAAAAUGAAAAGGAAACAGCAGCCAUUCGUGCCAUGGAGCAGGCGUUGAAGUUGGACCCGAACAACCUGGAGGCAUUGAUGGGCUUGGCCGUGUCAUACACCAACGAGGGCUACGACAGCACCGCCUACAGGACGCUGGAGCGCUGGCUUUCCGUCAAGUACCCCAACAUCUUGGAUCCCAAAGACCUGCACCCGGCGGCCGAGAUGGGCUUCACAGACCGUCAGAUUCUUCACGAGAAGGUGACGAAGCUGUUUAUCGAGGCAGCUCGGCUCAGUCCCGACGGCGAGCACAUGGACCCUGACGUCCAGGUUGGUCUCGGCGUGUUGUUUUACGGUGCAGAGGAAUACGACAAGGCCGUGGACUGCUUUCAGUCGGCGCUGCACUCAUCCGAGCUCGGCACAUCAAACCAACAAGAGCAAGUCCAUCUACUCUGGAACCGACUUGGUGCGACGCUUGCCAACAGCGGCCGGUCAGAGGAAGCCAUCGCGGCAUACGAACACGCCCUUUCUCUGUCUCCCAACUUUGUUCGAGCCCGCUACAACCUUGGUGUCAGCUGCAUCAAUAUAAACUGCCACCAAGAGGCCGCCUCGCACUUCCUAGCUGCGUUGGAAAUGCACAAGUCCAUUGAAAAGUCUGGACGAAGCAAAGCGCACGAAAUUCUCGGCGACAAUGCCGGUAGCAAUGUUGAUGAGGUUAUUGACAGAAUGUCUGCACAGAACCGCAGCAGCACAUUAUACGAUACUCUGCGGCGCGUGUUUACUCAGAUGGGACGCAGAGAUUUGGCGGAAAAGACGGUUGCUGGCGUUGACCCUGAUAUUUUCCGACCAGAGUUUGACUUUUAG
Pochonia chlamydosporia 170 is the source of this 1959-nucleotide messenger RNA. RefSeq names its product peroxisomal targeting signal receptor. Gene Ontology annotation, cellular component: peroxisomal membrane; cytosol. The transcript is spliced from 2 exons. The coding region runs from base 1 to 1959 and encodes 652 amino acids. Gene Ontology annotation, molecular function: protein binding. NCBI's taxonomy places the organism in Eukaryota, Fungi, Ascomycota, Sordariomycetes, Hypocreales, Clavicipitaceae. Gene Ontology annotation, biological process: protein import into peroxisome matrix, docking. The record is from RefSeq and is a predicted model, not a curated record.